UCAUUUCAUUGACUCUGUUUCUCUUUCUAUGUUUCUGUUUCUCUCUCUAGUUCUUCAUAGUGGUGUGGAGCCCAUAGCUGGACCUGUGCUUUGCUGGCUCCAAGCUCUUCAUUGUUAGUCUUUUUAUGGGGCUUCACCUCUGAGUUCAGAACAAAAAAGGGUUUCACACUUUGUCCAAUCUUUCACACUUAUCAAUUUUCAAUUCUCUUUCAUGCACCACUCCUUUUUCUUUCUCCAACACUUUCACCAUCUGCAAACACACCACUUAGCUACAAAAACAGCACAAUAAACCCAUUUCUCUUUCUUUCUAAUGAUUUUGAUGGAUCCACAGAUCUAAUGAUUUCACACACUUUCUUCACCACGGAUCAUUGUCUUCUUCAUCUGGGGCUUCCCAAUAGCUUCUAAUCGAUAGUCAAAUUUUGUUGGUUUGUGCGAGAUCAUCUUCAUCGUUGGGGUGACGGGUAAGGAGUGCAGGACUAUAUCUAUAGUGUAUGAAAAUUCUUGGGGGUGAAGUCGUUUUUGGGGUAGUUGUUAGAUGUUGAAAUCCUUGACGGUUGUUUGGUGAAAUGAGGGAUGUUAUCGGGGUUGAUGAACUUAUUGAAGGCCUGCUUUCGGCCGGGUUCGGAUGGGUUUACACGCACAGGUUCGGAUGCUGGAGGUAGACAGGAUGGACUAUUAUGGUACAAAGACACGGGGCAGCACUUGAAUGGUGAAUUUUCAAUGGCUGUAAUACAAGCUAACAACUUGCUGGAAGAUCAGAGCCAGAUUGAAUCAGGCAGUUUGAGCUCCAACGAAUCUGGCCCUUAUGGUACCUUCAUCGGUAUCUAUGAUGGCCAUGGAGGGCCUGAAACAUCGCGGUUUAUCAAUGAUCACCUAUUUCACCAUCUCAAGAGAUUUACUUCAGAGCAGCAAUCGAUGUCGGUGGAUGUAAUUCGCAAGGCACUCCAAGCAACAGAAGAGGGGUUUAUGUCAGUGGUUGCCAGACAAUGGUCCAUGUCGCCUCAAAUAGCAGCUGUUGGUUCAUGUUGUCUUGUUGGUGUUAUUUGUAGUGGAACGCUUUAUAUAGCAAACCUUGGGGAUUCCCGGGCAGUAAGAGCGGUCAAGGCAACUGGUGAGGUUUUAGCCAUGCAAUUAUCGACAGAGCACAAUGCAUCAAUAGAGUCUAUAAGACAGGAGCUGCAUUCUUUGCAUCCUGAUGAUCCAAAUAUCGUGGUUUUAAAGCAUAAUGUAUGGCGUGUGAAGGGCCUUAUUCAAGUUUCUAAAUCCAUUGGUGAUGUAUAUUUGAAAAAGGCGGAGUUCAAUAGAGAACCACUAUAUGGCAAGUUUCGACUUCGGGAACCGAUCAAGUGGCCAAUACUGAGCUCCGAACCAUCGAUAUCAGUGCAUCAUUUGCAGCCACACGAUCAAUUUAUUAUAUUCGCAUCUGAUGGACUCUGGGAGCACCUUAGCAAUCAAGAAGCAGUUGAUAUAGUUCAAAACAGCCCCCGCAGUGGAAGUGCAAGGAGGCUGGUGAAAGCUGCUCUUCAAGAAGCUGCAAAGAAGAGAGAAAUGAGAUAUUCAGAUUUAAAGAAAAUUGACCGCGGAGUUCGGCGUCAUUUCCAUGAUGAUACCACGGUGAUUGUUGUGUAUCUUGACUCAAAUCUGGUGAGCAGGGCAAGCACUGUGAAGUUCCCUGGAAUUUCUGUUAGAGGGGGUGGUAUUAACCUGCCUCAUAACACACUGGCACCUUGUACAACACCAACAGAGAUUGGUGGUACCUGAUCUAAGUUGUAUCUUUUUAUCUUUCUUUUUCUCUGUUGUAUCAUUUUCUUGUGUGAAUACCAGUUAUCUUCAAAUAGCAAUGAGAGGAGCAGCACUUCAAUUCUUUGAAUGUGAACUGUAACUUACUAGGAUACUAAUACUCUUGUUUAGGUUUCUUUUUCCCUUUCCCCUCAAAACCAAAAGAACAGAAGAAAUCUUCUUCUGAUGACCAUUAUAAGAGUUGCCUCGGCAACAUUUUAUCCUUUUUUCUUUUUUCUCUUUUA
This is a messenger RNA of Cajanus cajan (pigeon pea), 2024 nucleotides long. RefSeq names its product putative protein phosphatase 2C 60. The record is from RefSeq and is a predicted model, not a curated record. Gene Ontology annotation, molecular function: protein serine/threonine phosphatase activity; cation binding. NCBI's taxonomy places the organism in Eukaryota, Viridiplantae, Streptophyta, Magnoliopsida, Fabales, Fabaceae. Gene Ontology annotation, biological process: protein dephosphorylation.